AUGAAGAGACAGAACCAGAGUGUGAUCACGGAGUUCGUCCUCGUGGGCUUCUCAAACCUGGGCCAUCUGCAGACCCUGCUCUUCUUUAUCUUCCUGCUGGUCUACCUGACCACUCUGACGGCCAAUGGCACCAUCAUGACUGUCAUCCGCCUGGAAAAGGCUUUGCACACCCCUAUGUACUUCUUCCUCUUCAUUCUUUCUUGCUCUGAAACCUGCUACACUUUGGUCAUUGUACCCAAAAUGCUAACCAACCUACUGUCCACAGUUCCAACCAUUUCUUUCUCUGGGUGUGCUGCCCAGCUCUAUUUCUUUGUGGGCUUGGCUUGUACCAACUGUUUUCUCAUUGCUGUGAUGGGCUAUGAUCGCUACGUUGCCAUCUGCAACCCUCUUAACUACACACUUAUUAUCAGCCGAGCCACCUGCAUGCAGUUGGUUCUAGCCUCCAGCAUUUGUGGUUUCCUCAUCUCUGUGGUUGUCAACAUCCUGGUGUUCAGUGUGCCCUUCUGUGCCUCCAAUCGGAUCAACCACUUUUUCUGUGACAUUUCCCCUGUCAUAAAACUGGGCUGCACAGACACCAACCUGAAGGAAGUGGUCAUCUUCUUCCUCAGCAUCCUGGUAUUACUGGUCCCCUUUGUGUUGAUCUUCAUCUCCUACAUCUUCAUCGUUUCCACGAUCCUCAAAAUCUCCUCCAUGGAGGGACAGUGUAAAGCCUUUGCCACCUGUGCCUCCCACCUCACAGUGGUCAUUGUCCACUAUGGCUGUGCCUCUUUUAUCUACUUGAGGCCCACAUCCCUGUACUCCUCAGACAAGGAUGGGCUUGUGGCAGUGACCUACACUGUGAUCACCCCACUACUCAACCCCCUUGUCUACACACUGAGAAAUAAAGAAGUAAAGAUGGCUCUGAGAAAGGUUCUGAGUAGAUACUCAUUUCCCAAAACACUGUGA
Molecule: messenger RNA, 945 nt
Organism: Nycticebus coucang (slow loris)
Lineage: Eukaryota; Metazoa; Chordata; Mammalia; Primates; Lorisidae
Product: olfactory receptor 10T2-like
Exons: 1
Coding region: 1-945 (314 amino acids)
Biological process (GO): G protein-coupled receptor signaling pathway
Cellular component (GO): membrane
Molecular function (GO): olfactory receptor activity; G protein-coupled receptor activity
Source: RefSeq, a predicted model, not a curated record